AUGGCGCUGGUGCUCUCAGAGAGUACCGAGGACAAGGUGAACGAAUCGUGCGACGCCUCAAAUGGCCAAGGGUGCCAACGCCGCCUCACAGAGCAAGACGACGGGCAGCAAGACGUUCCUCCUGAGUUCGUGCCGACACAUGAGUGGCAGGACAUUUUACCUAACCAAGUGAUCCCGCCGGUAGCCACACGUUUGCUAACUGCAGUACGUGUGCGCGCGCACUUCGACGAGCGAGCCUCGGGCGGCAAAUGCACGCUCGUGCCGGUUAGGAGGAGGCAAGGAGCGGUGAACAGGAACGCAGCAGCAGCUCCACCCAUGUUCGAGCCGACCCACGAGUGGAAGGAAAUCCUUCCUAACCAAGUCCUCCCAGCGGGUCUCCACAUCCGCGUGAACCUGCAGACCGGCAAAAAGGAGGCCAAGCUGCUCGACUAA
This is a messenger RNA of Phytophthora sojae, 432 nucleotides long. RefSeq lists its product as hypothetical. Lineage: Eukaryota; Oomycota; Peronosporomycetes; Peronosporales; Peronosporaceae. The transcript is spliced from 4 exons. The record is from RefSeq and is a predicted model, not a curated record. Bases 1 to 432 code for a protein of 143 amino acids.